Molecule: messenger RNA, 2760 nt
Organism: Salvia miltiorrhiza (redroot sage)
Lineage: Eukaryota; Viridiplantae; Streptophyta; Magnoliopsida; Lamiales; Lamiaceae
Product: ATP-dependent DNA helicase DDM1
Exons: 16
Coding region: 229-2472 (747 amino acids)
Cellular component (GO): nucleus
Molecular function (GO): DNA binding; ATP binding; ATP-dependent chromatin remodeler activity
Source: RefSeq, a predicted model, not a curated record
AUUUCCCGCCCAUCGCCUCCUCCUCUGCAGACAUAAUCGCCAUUACCUUGAAAUAAAUAACUGUGCACACCUUUUUUUGAAUCUAAAUUCUCUGUUUCUUUUUGCUUCUCUCCAUUCUUUCUGGUCUCUUCCCUCUUUCAGAGAGAUAGAGAGAGAUAGAAGAGAGAGAGACAGAUAGAAGAUAGCUUACAAAUUGACUUGCAGUUCAUUUUCGUAUAUUGAAGAGAAAUGACGGCCGAGCACGAAGUGAAGAGCGAGCCUGUGGCAGAUUCUCCGACCUCUGUUCUUGAAGAUGAGGAUGUCAAGGAGAAUGCAAGUGUUGAUGUUGAGGUUGACGAUAUUAAGGAAGGAGUUCAUUCACUUGUUUCAAUAACCAUGGAGGAGGAGGAAGAAAAGCUGCAGGAAGAGCGGCUGGAAGAUGAGAAGCCUAUUGAAGGACCUCACUUGAAUGACACCCAGUUCACAAAAUUGGAUGAGCUUUUAACUCAGACCCAACUUUACUCUGAGUUUCUACUGGAGAAAAUGGAUGAUAUUACAAAGAAUGGUUUGGAGGAUGAUGGGAAAAUCGUCAAAGGAAUGAGAGGCCGUGGUUCCAAAAGAAAGGCCACUGCAAAUUAUAAUAAUAGGAAAGCAAAGAGAGCUGUUGCAGCUAUGCUUACGAGAGGUAAAGAUGGCUCUUCUGCUGAAGAUUCAACCCUUACAGAUGUAGAGAAAGCUGAGAAAGAGCAGGAAGAAUUGGUACCUCUGUUGACUGGUGGAAAGUUGAAAACUUAUCAACUUAAAGGUGUAAAAUGGAUGAUCUCAUUGUGGCAAAAUGGACUGAAUGGGAUCCUCGCAGAUCAAAUGGGGCUUGGCAAAACAAUUCAAAGUAUUGCUUUUCUUGCUCACCUUAAAGGAAAUGGAUUGCAUGGGCCGUACUUAGUUAUUGCUCCUCUCUCCACUCUAUCAAAUUGGAUGAAUGAGAUCGAGAGGUUUGUACCCUCAGUGGCUGCAAUAAUUUACCAUGGCGAUAAGAAAGAGAGAGAUGAAAUUGCAAGGAAGCAUAUGCCUAGAACUAUAGGUCCCAAGUUCCCUAUUGUCAUUACUUCUUAUGAAAUUGCAAUGUUUGAUGCAAGACGAGUACUGAGACAUUACAGCUGGAAAUACAUUAUUGUUGAUGAGGGACACAGGUUGAAGAACUCAAAGUGUAAAUUACUGAAGGAAUUGAAAUUCUUACCUGUUGAGAAUAAGCUUCUUUUGACCGGCACACCACUGCAAAACAACUUGGCUGAGCUCUGGUCACUGUUGAAUUUCAUUCUUCCUGAUAUAUUUUCAUCCCAUGAGGAGUUUGAAUCAUGGUUCGACUUCUCGGGGAGGUGCACUAGUGAAGCUCUCAAGGAAGAGAUGGAAGAGAAAAGAAGGGCUCAGGUAGUGGCCAAACUCCAUGCUAUUUUGCGUCCAUUUCUGCUACGCAGAAUGAAGUCUGAUGUGGAGCAAAUGCUCCCUCGGAAGAAAGAAAUUCUCCUGUAUGCAACAUUGACCGAGUAUCAGAAGAAUUUCCAGGAUCAUCUUGUUAACAAAACAUUGGAGGGUCACCUGUUAGAGAAAGCAGUUGUUGCUCGUUUUAAAGGAAAGCUAAACAAUCUGAUGAUUCAACUAAGGAAGAACUGCAACCACCCUGACCUUUUGGAGUCUGCAUUUGAUGGUUCCUAUUUUUACCCUCCUGUGGAACAGAUUGUGGAGCAGUGUGGCAAGUUCCAAUUGUUGGAUAGACUAUUGGCAAAGCUCUUUGCUCGCAAGCACAAAGUCUUGAUAUUCUCACAGUGGACCAAGAUCUUAGACAUAAUGGAUUACUAUUUUAGUGAAAGGGGAUUUGAAGUCUGCAGGAUUGAUGGCAAUGUUAAAUUAGCAGAACGAAGACGGCAGAUUCAGGAAUUCAAUGACGUGGAUAGCAACUGUAGAAUCUUUCUCCUCAGUACUCGAGCUGGUGGGUUGGGUAUUAAUCUUACAGCAGCUGACACCUGCAUCUUAUACGAUAGUGAUUGGAAUCCACAGGCGGAUUUACAGGCCAUGGAUCGAUGUCAUAGAAUUGGUCAAACAAAACCUGUUCAUGUUUACAGGCUAGCUACUGCGCAAUCUGUUGAGGGUCGGAUUCUUAAAAGAGCUUUUAGCAAAUUGAGGCUUGAGCAUGUGGUGAUUGGGAAAGGACAAUUUAAACAGGAAAGAUCUAAGGAUGGGUUAGAUACCAUUAAGGAAGAGGAAUUGCUGGACCUUCUUCGUGAUGUUGAAGAUGAAGAGGAUCGAUGGAUUCAGACUGACAUCAGUGACGAAGAUCUGGAGAAAGUUCUGGACCGUAGUGAUCUGAUCGCUGGUCCAGCGGAGGGAGACGAGGAGGGUGAUGUAAAACGAAGCAGUUAUCCUCUUAAAGGACCUGGUUGGGAAGUGAUACUCCCUACCGCAACUGGAGGAGUGCUCUCCACUCUCAACAGCUAACUAAUCAAUCACUCAUUUUGGAGGAUCUACAGACCCUGCUUCUUUGCCCCUAUUUGGUUUCCUCUCAUUUUUGUCAUUAUAUGGAGAGGAACGCAUUCUCUAUUUGAUUGUUUUUAUUAAAGAAGGGUCUGUUUAAACUGGAAUCCCAUUAUAUGGCUUUGGAAUGAUGUAAGCUAAUUUCUUUUGACGUGAAUUCUCUUGGAAUUCCAUGUUGUAACAGUUGUUGCUUAUUAAUUGUGCUUUGUUAUUACGUGAACAUGAUUUAUUUACUGGAAAUUACAUUUGUAA